AUGGAAAAUAUUGAAGUGCUUAAAAGAAGUUUGAAUACAGAGAAAGUAUUCUAUGAAUUAGAUUGGCAUAAACUUGAGAUGGAUAAAUCAUUUGGUGAUCCAGUUUAUGAUAAUUUUGAACGUCUUAAAAGUAAUGAUGGUCUUACAUUGAAUAAAAAACUAAAAUAUAAUAUUAAUAAAAAAAAAAAUGUAAAUAAAAACCUGAUUGAUGGUAAGAAUAAUGUUGAAAAAAAUUGUAAGUCUAUUCUAAUAAAUAAAGAAGAUAACCCAAUAAAAAACGAAAAAACAAACACAUCCAAAGAAAUUAAAUGUGAUUGUAAGUCACAACUAUGUGGAUAUAAUAGUGAUACUAAUAAAUAUGAGCAGAAUUCAAUUCCAAGUACUCCGAUUUUUUCAUGUAUAAGAGAAAAAUCACCAGAAAAAAAAAGUAUAUAUGAAAUAAAAAAAUGUAAUUUUAUAAAAGAAGUAAAUAGUGAAGACCCAUCUAAAAUAUGUUUUGUCCCAUCUGUUGAUAUUUUAUAUGAUGAUGAAAAAGUUAUAUUUUUAUUUUUUAUAUCUGGAAACUUAGAAAAUUUUAGUGUUCAAUCAAAUGAUAAUUAUAUUACUAUAUCAGGUAAUAAAAUCCCUUAUGAUAUACAAAAAUGUGCCAAUUAUUAUUCCUAUGAAAUAAAAAAAGGAUAUUUUUUAAGAACUUAUUUUUUUAUGAAAGAAAUCGAUAAAGAAAAUAUACAUUAUGAGCAUAAAUAUGGAAUUAUGAAAGUAUGUGUCUAUUUGCUCAAAUAA
Messenger RNA from Plasmodium vinckei vinckei, 783 nucleotides. RefSeq names its product conserved Plasmodium protein, unknown function. The transcript has a single exon. Lineage: Eukaryota; Apicomplexa; Aconoidasida; Haemosporida; Plasmodiidae. The record is from RefSeq and is a predicted model, not a curated record. The coding region runs from base 1 to 783 and encodes 260 amino acids.